AUGUCAUCAUCUGUUCCAUACGAUCCAUAUAUUCCACCUGCUGAAGAGGAAAAUUCGCAAAGCAAAGCAGCUGCUUUAAAGGCUGAAAUUGAUGAUACAGUCGGUAUCAUGAGAGAUAAUAUUAAUAAAGUUGCAGAACGUGGUGAAAGGUUAACAUCAAUUGAAGAUAAGGCCGAUAAUUUAGCAGUAUCGGCCCAAGGGUUUAAAAGAGGUGCCAAUAGAGUUAGGAAACAAAUGUGGUGGAAAGAUUUGAAAAUGAAAAUGUGUUUGGUUCUAGUUGUUAUUAUUUUAUUGGUUGUUAUUGUUGUUCCAAUUGCUGUUCAUUUUGCUUGA
Messenger RNA from Saccharomycodes ludwigii, 333 nucleotides. RefSeq lists its product as uncharacterized. The record is from RefSeq and is a predicted model, not a curated record. Gene Ontology annotation, cellular component: SNARE complex; plasma membrane. The transcript has a single exon. The coding region runs from base 1 to 333 and encodes 110 amino acids. Lineage: Eukaryota; Fungi; Ascomycota; Saccharomycetes; Saccharomycodales; Saccharomycodaceae. Gene Ontology annotation, molecular function: syntaxin binding; SNAP receptor activity. Gene Ontology annotation, biological process: vesicle-mediated transport; vesicle fusion.